Molecule: messenger RNA, 1652 nt
Organism: Magallana angulata
Lineage: Eukaryota; Metazoa; Mollusca; Bivalvia; Ostreida; Ostreidae
Product: epidermal retinol dehydrogenase 2-like
Exons: 6
Coding region: 104-1093 (329 amino acids)
Cellular component (GO): lipid droplet
Molecular function (GO): oxidoreductase activity, acting on the CH-OH group of donors, NAD or NADP as acceptor
Source: RefSeq, a predicted model, not a curated record
AGAGUUCUCGAUCAUUAGUUUGUGUAUAUUUGACAUGUGAGGAUGGGCCAGCUGGUCAGUGAAUGAAGAGUAGCCGCUCGGCAGUGUCUAGACGGAGUGACAGAUGGAAGCACGAUCUCAGCCCCCGACGCCUGACCAACCCAAAGAUAAAGGGCUAGUUGUGGAACUACUGCAAACUCUAAAACUCUUCUUCGGUGCAAUUUUCGUUGGCAUUUGGCGCUUUUUUGUGCCUCCCCCGAGGAAAUCAGUUUUCGGGGAAAUCGUUUUGAUCACUGGCGCAGGGUCCGGCAUAGGACGUCAGUUGGCCAGGGAAUUUGCCAAACUCGGGGCAGAGUUAGUUUUGUGGGAUAUAAACGAAACGUCAAACGCGGAAACAGCGAGACAACUGCGGGAAGAAUUCCAUGCCAAGUGCUCUCCUUACACUGUGGAUGUUGGAGACAAGUCACAAAUUGAGAGGACAGCCCAGAGGGUGAAAACUGAAGUGGGAGAAGUGAAUAUAUUGAUUAACAAUGCUGGGGUUGUCUCCGGGAAGAAGUUCAUAAACACCCCUGAUGUUCUGGUGGAGAGAACCUUUGAUGUCAAUCUACUGGCCCACUUCUGGACAGUGAAAUGUUUUCUUCCAUCAAUGCUGAAAAACAACCAUGGUCAUAUUGUCAACAUCGCCAGUUCCACAGGUUUAGUGGGAUUGAACAGACUUACAGACUAUAGUGCCUCUAAGUUUGGAGUGGUAGGCUUCACUGAGGUGCUGAAUUAUGAAAUCAUAUUCUCUGGAUACAGAGGCGUCCAUACCACGCUAGUGUGUUCAUCUUACGUUAAAACAGGCAUGUUUGCUGGGUGUAAAAUGAGAUUUCCAUGGUUACUGCCAGCCCUGGAGGUGGAGAACACGACCAAUCGAAUAAUGCAGGGGAUACUGACCAAUCAAUACAUUAUUUGUAUACCAAGGCUUGUCUAUUUUUUGUCCUACCUUAAGGUGAUCCUUCCAGUGGAUGCUUUUUUAGAGGUUGUCAAAUUUUUUGGUGCUGCCACAUUUAUGGACACUUAUGUUGGAAAAGAGGCAAAUGCCUUAAUUCAUCAGAAUGGAUCAUCAAAUUGAAACUUCAGUAUUUUGAGUAAUGAACCUAGCAUUCUUCAAAAAUUUAAAUGGGUUUUAUGUAACACAGUUACCUGUUUCAGGUUCCAGUCUAGAAGAACCAUAUAUUCUAAUACAUGUACAUGAUGUAUUUAUGAUGUAUUAUCAAAUAACAGUGUCUGGGUUUUAUACCAGCUUAAGGGUAUUUAUUGUAUUUUACAACUGAAGAAUUUUUACUUCAUUAAAGAACACAUAAUCUUUAUUUAAAAUGCAAAACUCUAUAGCAUUAAUGGUGUUUGUUCAGUUUUUUUGUAAAUGUUUAUUUUUUGAACAGGUGUAUUUAUUUAUUCCAUUUAUCAACUUUGAUUUAGCUCUGAUUUACACAAAGUUGUUGAGAAAGGUCAGUGAUAUUCAUUACUAUAAGCUUUAAAAUUGUUUUUUUUUUUUAUUUAGUUAAUAAUUGUUUGUUGUUGUCACGUUACUUGUUACCUUAAAUUGUUCCAUGAAAUACUUUUUUUGUAUUUGAAUAAUAUGUAAAUGUAUAUUUGCAAACUUAAAAUAAAAAAUGAGAAAUAAAAAUAAA